Messenger RNA from Corapipo altera (White-ruffed manakin), 5016 nucleotides. RefSeq names its product ring finger protein 4 (gene RNF4). NCBI's taxonomy places the organism in Eukaryota, Metazoa, Chordata, Aves, Passeriformes, Pipridae. Gene Ontology annotation, molecular function: transcription factor binding; zinc ion binding. The record is from RefSeq and is a predicted model, not a curated record. The transcript has 8 exons. Gene Ontology annotation, biological process: positive regulation of transcription by RNA polymerase II. The coding region runs from base 1797 to 2381 and encodes 194 amino acids.
UGACUUUCUUGAUGAAAUAAAACUUGUAGAAGAAUCUAAUGUCCUAACUUCCUAAUGUACCUCAUGGGUUGCUGUCUAUUGUUUCUUUUGCUGUGUGCAGAAAACUACUUUGCCCAAGUUAUUUUUCAUUUCAUUUGUACCUGGUUGAUGAAGAUGGUAGCUUGUCUUUCAGAAAUUAGUUUGAAACAGCACAUGUGCCAGGCUUAGGGAUGAUUCUCUCCCUUGCCCCCAUCCCUCAUCCCCUGUGCUGUGUCCUCCUCCUUCACCUCCUUCUUCCCUUUGUCUCCUAAAACCUCCAAACCGGUGAAUAAUAAUUGUGUGGAACUAGGAACUCCUAUAGCACAAAGAAAAUGUGCUCACAGAGCAGUCCUGCUGUUCUUUUGGGUUUGGGUUUUUUUUGUAUGAGUGCAUCAUUAGGCAUGGUCUUGUUUUAAAAGUUCUUGUCCUCUACCCGAGGAACUCAGUAGAGUGAGUCCAAUAGGCUCUUUGCAAGAAUGUUGGUAAGGCUGGCAGAAAAGCUUUCCUUCUUAACAAGUGAAAUGAAAUCUAGACCUUAAGAACAGUGUGAAGUGUUCAGAGAGAGCUCACACUACCUGGACACAGAAUGUUGUGGAAAGGAAUGCGUAGGUGAGUCCUGCAUUAGGAGAGCAAGAGACAAAGUCAGUUCCCAGCUUUCUCUGAGCCUCAGUCUUCAGGUGAGACAGAAAAACUGUACAUGUCAGUUUAGAUUCCUAAAAGGAACUGGUUACUGAAUAGGUUCAUAGUAGGAGGGGAUGUUACACAUAACAGUUCUGAAAAUGAGAUCUACUGUGAUCAGAAUCUGCCUGUGGACUCACUGAGCAUUAAGUCUGGCAUGUAGUAAAUGAUUCAGCUGGGGGGAGAGGGGGAAGACAAUGUUGACUUUAAUUGUGGCUUUUGUGCCAGUUUUAAAAUGAAAAAAAUGUGAGAAAAUUGCUGAGCGGUGUGUUGCUUAAAACUAUACAUUAAUGUAUCUCUGGGCUUAGUAAUAAGUAACAAAUUUAGUGUAAGCGUUUUUCUCAAGCAUGUUUUGUUUUAAAAUAUUACAGUUCAGUGUUAAUGGGUCUCUUAAGAAAGUGAUUUAUGAAAUAGAGAGAGUAAGUUGAAGAUGAAAAAGAUCAGUCAGAUUUCCUUUAAUUCAAGGUUAGGAUUGACUACUGGUGCUGUUCCAUCCCAUUAUCCCACUGCAUGGUCUCUGUUUCCUCAUCUGUGAGUAGGCUAACACCAUGUGUGCUGGUCUUUGCAGUGAAAAUCAAAGUCAGCUCAGGAAGACAAUUCAGCAAUUCUUGUUUAACAUAAUUGGUUUUUUCCUAGCCCCUCCACUGUCUCCCCUCACGCCCUCCCCCAGCUCCUCCUUGUGUGUUGGGUCUGUGGUAACUGUACCACAGCUGAGCUCUGAGAUGGAACCUUCAGUACCCUGGCAGUUACUCAGAGCUGCCUUUAUGCUUUUCACCUCUCCCCCUUGGCAGGUAGCUGGGCACACACACCUGCAGGCACCAGAGCAGCUACGGUGAGCACAUGUUCUCCUGCACAUCAGCAAGUAUUUUGAAACUGAAAUUUCUCUGCUCCACUUGCUUUAGAUUCCUCUCAAGCUCUUUGGCUCCCAGCUGCUGGAAUCUGAAGGUUUGGAAGAACAUCGUUCUCUGACCCUGAAAAAUCUGGACUUUUUGUCAGUGACCUACUUAAAGGAAUCCAAGGAAUUUAUAGUUUUAGCUUCCUUGCCAUUACUUUUUUGUUGUGUGUACCUCUUGAUCGGUGGUUUUAGAUCAAGAAACACUAUGAGCACAACUCAACGAAAGCGCCGUGGAGGAGCAGUUAAUUCUAGGCAAGCUCGAAAAAGAAACAGGCUCACGGCUUCUACUGCAGAAAUGGCCUCAGAAGCAGAGCCAAUUGAACUUGAAGAAAGCGCUGGUGAAGAAGUAGUAGAUCUCACAUGUGAAUCUUCAGAUCCUGUGGUCGUUGAUCUAACUCACAAUGAUGCCGUUGUGAUUGUUGAAGAGAAUCAAAGACAAAGGAGAAAUCUUAGACUAAGAAGCCAGCGACAGUCGGACAGCUGUGUACUGAGCAGCGAUGAUGAAGAUGAAACAAGAGAUAAUGAUGUGUAUGUAACUGAAAAAGUGUCUCGAGAACUGGGACCACUGGAAGAGGAAACUGAAAGCACUAAGCCGUCUGGUACUGUUAGCUGUCCCAUUUGCAUGGAUGUCUACUCAGAGAUUGUGCAAAGUGGACGACUGAUUGUGUCAACAAAAUGUGGCCAUGUCUUCUGCAGUCAGUGCCUCCGUGAUUCCCUUAGGAAUGCCAACUCUUGCCCAACCUGCAGGAAGAAACUCACUCACAGACAAUAUCAUCCCAUUUAUAUAUGAGUACUUUUACUUCUCAGGACAGUCUCAAUGGAUUUUGGGGGAAAAUGUCAUGUUUUCAGUGCUUUGAAGAUUUAAAGAGCAACAGGUUGUGCACAAAUCCAAAUAAAAUUGUUUUGGUUUUUUUUUUGGAGAACGACUUGUAUGUAUCUAGACAACUUUUUUUUACGGUCCAAGCUGCUUCUUUUUAUGUUCCUUGUUAUAAUGUUUUAUCAAUGACUGUCUAUAAACUAGACCAGCAGCCUAGACCAGGAAGGAAGCAGUUAAUCAAUUUUCUUCUACUUUUUCUAAUGCUAAAAUGAGGGGGCCUGAAUAUUUUGUUUUUUCUUACUCUAUAAAUUAUUCCCACCAUCAUAUAUAGAUAUGAAAGUUUCCUUUUCAGAAGACAGUUUAGCAAUUUACCAUUUAAUUACACUUUUGUUUUUGUCCUGUAAGAAGUUCAUGACUCUUACUUUCCUGCAUGUCAUCUUUGCCCAAGUAGAGUAAGUUCUGUACUGAUGGCUUGUGUUUUCAUAAACAAGGCUUAAAUUGACAAUGAAGGUUAUGCAAUAAAAUAACCUGCUGUUGACCAGCAGUCAGGUGUUUUGAGCAGAAGGCUUGAACAUGUAGAUGUUUUUAUGAACUCCAUGAGAUCUAAAGUACGUAGAAACGUUGCAACAUGUACAAUGUGAAAAUACUUCUUUGAUUGUUUUAACUGCCAAGAAUUCCUGUAUUUGAAUCCAAACACUGAAUUUAUUUUCUAACAUGUUGAGGUGGUCUCUUGGGUUUACUGCUGUGCUGUAACACUCUCUCCUAAUAACUAAUGAGAAUAUAGACUUCUCUAGGCUUCCUAGUGAUGAAUAAGAAGCAAAUUGUAUGCUGCCCUCUUGUCAGGUGAAUACCAAACUACCUACAGAUCUUCUUACUGUGUCAGCUGUUCCCUGUUUAAUGCUUUGAGUGUGUUUGCUUUGCUGUUCUCUCUGGUUGUUACACUGAUACCUGACUGGUUGUAGCCUGGUGCAUAGGAUUGAAAAUUAAAUAACCAUACUGCCUUGGAUUUAGGAAGUGGAGGCUUUAGAAGGUGUUUGGUAGCAAUAUUAACUUGACAACUUUUUGAGAGACAAAUUUAAUCACUCUUUGCCCUGAGGGUUGCCCAGCUUUCUUUAAAUGUGUAUUUUUAAAAAAAAGAGAAGAUGGGUAUUUGUCCUAGGAGAGAGAAUUCCUCUAUUUCAGAAGGCAGGAAUACACCAGUUUAUGUACUGUUAUCAAGUCACUUUUUUUUCACCUCAGAACUGAGUUCUAAAUGCUUCAAGUCUGUUACUAAAUGUGCAAGCUGAUGUAGAAUCCUAGAAGAGCCGAUACAAACAGGUUUAUGUAGACAAGAUGAUUAAAAUCAAUGUUUUAUGAUCCACAUUUGCAGUAGGCAUAUCUAUGAAAAAGUCCAGAAUUAACCUUGGACACCUUUUGGCAGUUGGUUGAUUAUGGAAACCAUUAUAAGAACCAUUCUGUGCCCUGGUGCAGCACAACUGUAGGAUGUGCCUUUGCUAACCUGUCCUAGGGAUCUGUUGUAGGAAGUCUUUAAUUACAGCAGCUCUGUUUCAAGAUCUUUCUUGAAGUUUACAACCCAAAGUAAAGUUGAUUUUUUUUAAUUUUUUUUUUUAAAUGAGGAUGUUUCUGGAUAUAGUAAUACAGAGUUUUGUUCUGUAAAGGCUGUCUGAAGAAAUGCAGUACCUUCCCCACCCUGGUUUGGAAUAGCUUUGGUUCAGCACUGUUAGCAGGAAUAUGCAGUUUCUGCAUUGUGGCACUACGGUGACUCCUACAAAGUUACACACAUUAAGUUCCUGUGUGCUCCCACUGGUAAUAUAAACUACAGGCAAGGACUACAGCUGUCUUAGGGUGGUGUGGUGACAGUGACGGCUGCAUUUGUGUCCCAAAAAGCAGAUAGUCAAUGCUUAAAGCAUUAACUCUGCGAAGAGAAAAAACCCAACAUUAAAACAGUCAAGACCCUUAAGGGUCACAGGAACAGCUUUCCCCAAGUAGCUUAAGAAACAAAUAAUACUAAAUUAGGGCCAGUUUUCCUUGGGUGACUGCUCCAUGAGAAAAACGAUCAAAAGAAGAUUUAAGGGAUUACUUCUAGGGAUGAGGGUCAGUUCCUUAACCAUGCAUCUUUCACAGUGUACUAGCCAUAGCCUAAAUGACUUUGCACAACUCCCUCCAUGUAAAUAACACUUUACAGUUAGUGUCUCCAUAAAUAGAUUUAAUUGAAAUUUAGAUAUCAUAAACUAUAAAAUAACAAGACAAAACAUUUUUAGCUUUUGUGUACCCUGUGAAGUGCCACAAAUUUUGUGCAUCUCAAAAUGGAUAUUAUGCCUCAGUAAAUGGAAAAAAAAUAGGAAAUUCAUUACAUGCUUUCUUUUUAAGGGGAAAAAAGAAAAAAGUCUGAAUAUACUUGAGUUCCAGUAAUGUUUGGCAUUGGCAAGAACUCAUAGAUACAGGAAAAAACUCUUUAUAAUAUGUAGAUGUCUGUCUUGCUGUAUAUAGUUCAAUUUUUCCUGUAUUUAAUUGUAUUCGAGUCUGUCUGCCCAUCUGUGUGGGACUCUGCUGGUAAGCAAAGGGUUUUUUUAACAGGUGGAAAUAAAACUCUUGGUUUGACCAAUCA